AAGCUGCCUCCCAUCCGCUGUCACUUCCCGUUCUGCAGUCACCAGCUCCCGUAGGUCCAGCACUGAGCGCCAUGGACCCCCCGGCCCUGCUCCUCUGCCUAAGUGCAGCACUGGUGCCCUGCCACGGGUUCAACGUGGACGUGGAUAGACCCAUCUCCUUCCAGGAGGCAGCUGUUGGGUUCGGGCAGAGCCUGGCAAUGAGCGCACAGGCUGGGGGGCUGUUUGUGGGGGCCCCGCUCCAGCGAGGGGGCAUAAAUGACACCGGCCGAGUCUACAAGUGUGACCCACGGGCCCAGAUGUGCCAGCAGAUCCGCAUCCUGCGGCCCGCUGACGCUGUGGACAUGUCUCUCGGGCUGUCUCUGGCAGCCACCGACUCCCAGGUCCUGGUGUGCGGCCCCACGGUGCGGCAGGCGUGUGGCGAGAACAUGUAUGUGCGCGGCUACUGCUUCCUGCUGGACCGGAACCUGCGCCAGACCCAGCGCUUCCCAGAGACCCUGCCCGAAUGCCCCAGGCGCCAGACGGACAUCCUCUUCCUCAUCGAUGGCUCGGGCAGUGUUCAUCCCAGUGACUUCUUGAAGAUGAAGGCUUUUGUGGUCCAGGUCAUGAGGCGUUUCCGUGGCACGGAGACCCAGUUUGCCGUGAUGCAGUUCUCCUCAGACUUCACCACUGCCUUUGACUUCAAGGAGUUCAGGGAGUCCUCAGAGGUUCACAUCGAACAGCAGGUGCAACACAUUGUCCAAAAGCGUGCCGCAACGUGGACUGCCAGUGCCAUCCGCAGAGCAGUGCAGGAGGUGUUUGUGUCCAAAAGUGGCACGCGGGCCGGGGCCACCAAGGUUCUCAUCGUGAUCACGGAUGGGGAGAAGUACGGAGACACGCUGGACUACACGGAUGUGAUCCCCGAGGCUAACAGAGCUGGAAUCAUCCGCUACGCUAUUGGGGUGGGCAAUGCCUUCUUCAACGUGAGAGCUCAGGAGGAGCUGCGGAUGAUCGCCUCCUCCCCUGCAAGCGACCACAUCUUCCAGGUGGAUAACUUUAAUGCUCUGCAGGGCCUCCAAGAGCAGUUGAAGAACAAGAUCUUUGCCAUUGAAGGCACCCAGUCCCACAGUGACAGCUCUUUCCAGCUGGAGAUGUCCCAAGAUGGCUUCAGUUCUCUCCUGUCCCAGGACGGUAGUGCUCUGGGAGCUGUAGGUGCCUACGACUGGUCAGGUGGGAUCAUCCAUUACAAGCAAAGUAAGAAUCCCACCUUCAUCAAUGUGUCCAGGACCGGCAAGGAGAAUGAUGCCUACCUUGGCUAUGCAGUCCAGCCAGUGGCCUCCAGGGGGCGCCAGGGCUAUGUGGUGGGGGCACCGCGGUACCAGCACGUGGGUAAGGUGGUGCUGUUCUACUGGGAUCCCAAGGAAUCAGCCUGGAAGGCCGAGGGCGAGGCGGAGGGAGACCAGAUUGGCUCAUACUUUGGGGGCUCCCUCAGCACCAUGGACGUGGAUGGAGAUGGCAACACCGACCUCAUCCUCGUUGGAGCCCCCAUGUACUAUGGGGAGGGGAGCGGAGGCCGCGUCUUCAUGUACCCUCUCCCGAAGCAGGGGGCGCCACUGCGGUGCAAGGGGGUUCUGCAGGGGCAGGGGGGCGAGCCCCUGGGGCGCUUCGGGGCCAGCUUGGCAGUGCUAGGGGAUGUGGACGGCGAUGGCCACGCUGACCUGGCCGUGGGGGCCCCCCUGGAGGACGGUGCCCGUGGGGCCCUCUACAUCUUCCGCGGGCAGCAGCGCCGCCUGCGCAACCAGCCCAGCCAGCGCAUCUCAGGGACCCAGGUGUUCGGGGCACCACGGGCACUGGGCCUGGCACUGAGCGGAGGCGCGGACCUGACAGGUGACAACCUGAAGGACAUUGCUGUGGGCGCCCAUGGGCAGGUGCUGCUGCUGAGGUCACGCCCAGUGCUGCAGGCGACCGUGACUGUGACCUUUGCCCCGACCACGAUCCCAACGACCGCCUUCAACUGCCAGGGCCGGGAGCAGCUGGGUGCCAAGGCUGCUACUGCCCAAGUCUGCUUCAGCCUCCGUCUGAACCCCAAGCAGCACUUCAAGGGCAGCUCCAUCUCGGGCACCUUCCGCUAUGAGCUGGUGCUGGACCCUGGACGGGUGAAAGUCCGUGCCGCCUUCGAUCCCCCACUGUCUGCCCAGUCCCAGAUGGUGCACGUCAGCCUCCCGCCCCAGUGCCAGGACUACAAUGUCCAGCUGCCUGUCUGCCCCGAAGACACCCUGGCACCCAUCACCCUGCGCCUGACAUACAACCUGACCGGGAACCCCAUCCCCAGCACCAAUGGCCUCACCCCCAUCCUGGCUGAGGACACGGAGCCGAUGGUUGUAGCCUCGCUCCCAUUUGACAAGAACUGUGGCAGUGACGGGGUUUGUGAGGACAACCUACAAAUCGCCUUCAAUUUCUCGGGCCUGAGCACCCUGGUGGUGGGUGACACCCAAGACCUCCAGGUCACUAUCCAAGUUCACAACCUCGGGGAGGACUCUUACGGUGCCACCCUGCGACUCCUCCACCCAGCGGUGCUGUCCUACCGCAAGGUCCAGGUGCUCCAGGCCAGCAGGCAGGGCAUGGCCGUGCGCUGCAGCUCACCACGGGGGUCCCAGGAGGACCCGCAGCAGAACACCACCUGCCUCGUGGGCCCACCUAUCUUCCACACUGGCGCCCAGGUUGUCUUUGCCACCACCUUGGAUGUACCCGCCACGGCUGAACUGGGCAACCGCCUGCAGCUCUUGGCCGUCGCCCGCAGUGACAACCAUGGCCCUGGAAAUGAGAGCAAGAGCCAGAGCGCGGAGCUGCCAGUCAAGUACGCCAUCCACAUCAUCGUCACCGGUGGAGAGGACUCCACCCAGUACACGAACUUCUCCAGCAAGGAGGAGGAGGCCACCAGGACUGUGAUCCACCGAUACGAGAUCCGGAACCUCCGCCAGCGCAGCCCCCCCUUGUGGGUGACCUUCGAGUUCCCCGUGGCCGUGAACGGGGUCCCCAUGUGGGUCACCGCCCCCAAGCUGGCCAACUGCUACGCGCUGCCUGAGACACCUGGGAUCAAGGACUUGAGAGAAGAGAUGAAGAAGAGCCCCCUGCUGGGCUGUGCCGUGACCACCUGCCAACGAGUGCGGUGCAAUGUCUCAGCCGUGUACAUGGAGCAGCCCCUGGAGUUUGUCCUGACUGGGAACAUCUCCUUCGGUUGGUUCUCCCAGACGGGGCGGGACAAGGUGACGCUGGUGAGCACGGCCGAGGUGGGCGCAGACCCGGGGCGUUUCCACCAGCAGGGGACGGUGCGGCACCAGGUGCAGACGGUGCUGGAGCGUGUCCACAUCUACAACUACGUGCCCAUCGUUGUGGGCAGCUCCAUCGGGGGCCUCCUUCUAUUGGCUCUCAUCACUGCUGCCCUCUACAAGUUUGGCUUCUUCCGCCGCCAGUACAAGGAGAUGAUGGAGAUAGCCAAGGAGGGUGAAGGCUCCGCCCCCACCCCUGGCUCCGCCCCUGGUCCCACCCCCAGUGCCCCCCAACAGUAGGUCUGACCCCCACCUUGGAUACCUGGGUUCUGUGUGUUCAGGUGUGUGUGUGUGUGUGUCUCUCUCCCUUCCCUCCUCCCCCUGCCAUCUCCCUCCACCUCAGUCAGGGCACCCAGGCGUCCAAGAGUAUACCCCACCCCCCCAGGCCCUCAUCCAAUAAAGAUGGACCCCUGGCUGAA
Molecule: messenger RNA, 3724 nt
Organism: Alligator mississippiensis (American alligator)
Lineage: Eukaryota; Metazoa; Chordata; Crocodylia; Alligatoridae
Product: integrin alpha-M
Exons: 30
Coding region: 72-3545 (1157 amino acids)
Biological process (GO): integrin-mediated signaling pathway; cell adhesion mediated by integrin; cell-matrix adhesion
Cellular component (GO): integrin complex; external side of plasma membrane
Molecular function (GO): integrin binding
Source: RefSeq, a predicted model, not a curated record